AUGAGAUGGAAUCAGAGUGCCCCUAGUCAAUUGCUACUUUUUGAGCCUUUCUUCCCUCUGGAGUCAGUAGUUGGGACCCAAACCUGAGCAUGCUUCUUCUUUGUGGAAAGUAACAAUCAUUGGACUUGGUGCUUCCUAUAUUUACAUCUACAAUCAGCUCUUAUAUGAAACAAAUGAAAGCAGCAAUACCUAAAACAGAUCGCCGUAUUGUUCCUUCCAUUCCUUAAAACUUGUCUAAGCUUGUUCUUUUGCCGAAUGUGUUAAUGGGAUCCAAAAUUGACUGGGAUUUCAUCUGGGUGUUGCUUCUCACCUUGUGUUGCUGCGGCUCCUUGGUGCACAGCUUGGACAACACUGCUGCUGCAUGUGAAUCAUUGAAUUCCUUGGUUCAAGAUUUUGCUUUCAGGUCACUGGUCAAACACAGGCCUCAAACUGGUGCUCUAUAUGAUGCUCUUCUUCCAAGGAACCUGUCCGGUAUGGAUGUUUCAGUAGUACGUCUCAGAAGCAGAAGGCUCUGGAACAAAGGUGCCAACUUUAGUUACUUUCAGAUCCCACCAAGAACCAUGUCCAUUCCCCAUGUGAGGAGGUUGGCUAUUGUCUACCAAAACUUGGGCAACUGGUCUUCCCACUACUUCAAUUUGCCAGGUUACUCACUCAUCUCUUCUGUUGUCGGCUUCAUGGUUUUUGAUGCCUCAAAUGUAACAGACACGAGUGAGAGAAACAUCACUCUCAACACAAUGGGGCAGCCCAUAUCUGUUCAAUUUCCCAACGUUACAUUUAUGGGUAGGGGUAGCAUCAACACAAGGGUGAGAUGUGUAGCUUUCAAUGCCAAUGGAACAUUUCAACUUACUGAGAUGAGUUCCCCUGGAGUGUGUAACUCCAGAGACCAGGGCCACUUUUCAGUUGUACUCCCAUUGGAGAAGAAGCGGGGAACAUGGUAUCUGUGGGUGAUUGGCUUUGUUGUUGGAUUUUUUGGGUUGAUCAUAGCGGGCUAUGCGGUUUUUUCUUCUAUGAGACUUCUCAAGACCAAGAGGAUUCAAGCCAUGGAAAAACAAGCUGGUGAAGAUCAGGUUCUAGAAAGUAGAUGGGUUGGCAACAGUAAAAUGCCCUCCGCAGCAGUGACAAGAACUCAGCCAGUUCUUGAGAGCGGUGUUCUUUAGUCCACUGCAUCUUCCCCAUAUAAUCUUUUGUCCAAUUACUCUGGUUACUUUGCUAAUACUGUUUUGUCUGUGCAUGUAUAACAAAACAAACAAGGUUCGUCCAUUCUGUGCAACGAACAAAGGAAGUGUAUCUGACUACAGAUGAAGGAAUAGUUUUGUAGAUAUUUC
Messenger RNA from Glycine soja, 1325 nucleotides. RefSeq lists its product as uncharacterized. Gene Ontology annotation, cellular component: membrane. The transcript has a single exon. The record is from RefSeq and is a predicted model, not a curated record. The coding region runs from base 264 to 1157 and encodes 297 amino acids. Lineage: Eukaryota; Viridiplantae; Streptophyta; Magnoliopsida; Fabales; Fabaceae.